Molecule: messenger RNA, 663 nt
Organism: Hyaloperonospora brassicae
Lineage: Eukaryota; Oomycota; Peronosporomycetes; Peronosporales; Peronosporaceae
Source: the annotation of a GenBank genome assembly
AUGGAAACCCUGCGGCUCGCAGACGUCAAGCUCAGCAACCUGCUGACUUUCUCGAGCGACGAAGAGCAGGUGCUCGAGGAGAAGGUGAGCGACGGCAUUGCUGCGUACCGACGCGCUCUUUCGGACGCGCAGGACUCGAUACAGGAGCUAUUGAACCCGAAAGCGGUCGAGGACUCGCUGCAGAAACUCGAAAUCCAUGAGAAGCAGCUGCAGAGACAUGUGGUCGAGUGCCGGAAGAUGCUGGUGGCGUAUCGCCAGCGGGCAAAGGUGGAGCGGCUCGAGCAGCAGCGCAAGAGUCUCUUGCCCUCCAGUGAUCAAUCCAGAAAGAGUCGCACAGGGGGCAACAGCGACAGUGCAAAGGGAUCUUCUGGAUCGGUUGUGGACGUCACAGCGGCACUGAAGCGCACGCGGCAGGUCAUGUCACAGGAGAUUGAGCGGGUCAGCUCGGUGACGAAAGUGCUGGACGAUGGGCGGCUGAGCUUGAAGAGUUCCCACGACGAGUACGGCAGCGUGAAUGCCGAGAUCGAAGAGGUGCGGAAGCGACUGAAGAUGCUCGAGUGGCAAGCGAGGCAGGACAGAAUGUGGAUUGGCGCGGGGGUGGUCGUCCUGAUCUCGACCGUGCUGUUCAUCGUGUAUGAACGCACGGGGCUCAUGUUCUUAUGA